GAUUCUAAUGUAGGCAUUUUGUAUGUUUCAGUGGUUGAAGGACUAGCUCUGCUGGAUUUAGGGGUCUCGCCAUACUCUGGAGCUGUUUUCCAUGAGACCCCACUGAUUAUAUAUCUCUUUCACUUCCUGAUUGAGUAUGCUGAAUUGGUGUUCAUGAUAACUGAUGUGCUAACUGCUGUUGCCCUUUACUUGGCCAUCCAGGACUUCAACAAAGUUGUGUUCAAAAAGCAAAAGCUCCUGAUAGAACUGGAUAAAUAUGCUCCAGAUGUGGCUGAACUCAUCCAGACACCCAUGGAAAUGCACUACAUCCCCCUCAAGGUAGCACUGUUCUAUCUGUUAAACCCCUACACUGUGAUGUCUUGUGUGGCAAAGUCCACCUGCGCCAUCAACAAUACUGUCAUUGCAUUCUUCAUUUUAGCCACAAUAAAAGGUAGUGCCUUUCUCAGUGCUGUGUUCCUGGCCUUAGCAACAUACCAGUCACUCUACCCUCUCACAUUGUUUGCUCCAGCACUCCUUUACCUUCUACAGCGUCAGUUCAUACCUAUCAAACCAAAAAGCAAAAGCUUCUGGCUCUACACCGUGCAGUAUGCAGCCCUGUACCUGUGCAGCCUGGUGGUGAUCAUCUGCCUCUCCUUCUUCCUCCUCAACUCCUGGGAUUUUAUCCCAUCUGUUUACGGGUUUAUCCUUUCUGUUCCAGAUCUGACACCCAAUAUUGGCCUUUUCUGGUACUUCUUUGCAGAGAUGUUUGAACACUUUAGUCUUUUCUUCGUAUGCGUGUUUCAAAUCAAUGUGUUCUUCUACACCAUUCCCUUGGCAAUAAAGCUAAAGGAGCACCCCGUGUUCUUCAUGUUUGUCCAGAUUGCAAUCAUUUCCAUCUUCAAGUCCUAUCCCACUGUGGGAGACGUUGCAUUGUACAUGGCCUUCCUUCCUGUAUGGAACCACCUUUACAGAUUCCUCCGGAACAUCUUCAUCCUGUCAUGUGUGCUCAUUGUCUGCUCCCUCCUGUUCCCUGUUCUGUGGCAUCUAUGGAUUUAUGCAGGAAGUGCCAACUCCAAUUUUUAUUAUGCCAUCACGCUGACUUUCAACAUAGGGCAGAUCCUGCUUGUCUCGGAUUAUUUCUAUGCCUUCCUCCGACGGGAAUACUACCUCACUCAUGGACUGCAUUUGACAAAGCCAGAUGGGACAGAAGCCAUGCUUGUUUUGAAGUAA
This is a messenger RNA of Nestor notabilis (Kea), 1209 nucleotides long. RefSeq names its product phosphatidylinositol glycan anchor biosynthesis, class U (gene PIGU). Gene Ontology annotation, biological process: attachment of GPI anchor to protein; protein localization to cell surface. The annotation marks the transcript as partial. Lineage: Eukaryota; Metazoa; Chordata; Aves; Psittaciformes; Psittacidae. The transcript has 11 exons. Gene Ontology annotation, cellular component: membrane; GPI-anchor transamidase complex. The record is from RefSeq and is a predicted model, not a curated record.